AUGGUGCAGCCCUCGCGCGGGGACAGCGAAGGGCCCGGGAGGGGAGAUCCAAAGAAAGACAGGGACUCAGAGGCAAAAGAGGGAGAGUCAUUUCAGAAGCCUCCUGAGCCGCCGAGGCCUGCCCGGCCGCUGGCCGACCCGCGCUUGGCCGAGAGGGAGGACGAGGCCCGGCGCGGCGGCCGCGGCAUCUGCAGCUUCACGUCGGACCAGGAGCAUGCAGAACGCACGGGAGGGCUGGGUGACGACUUGUCCUUGUCGGGCGGGGGUGAGGGGGCCGGGGGCACCUGCUGGGCGCCCGGCAGGGGAGUCUUGGGCCUGCAGCUGGCGGUUGAGCGAGGCGCGGGGGAGGAGCCGACGGAGGGUAGGGAGCGGAGGGAGGCGGAGCGGGGCUGUCGCUUCCCAUCAGGCGGAGGAUUGUUCCCGACACGCGCAGGCCCCGCGGCGUUUCUGUGUCAGGGAGUUUUGCCGGCGCCGUGA
Molecule: messenger RNA, 477 nt
Organism: Rangifer tarandus platyrhynchus (Svalbard reindeer)
Lineage: Eukaryota; Metazoa; Chordata; Mammalia; Artiodactyla; Cervidae
Source: the annotation of a GenBank genome assembly